Molecule: messenger RNA, 936 nt
Organism: Triticum aestivum (bread wheat)
Lineage: Eukaryota; Viridiplantae; Streptophyta; Magnoliopsida; Poales; Poaceae
Exons: 6
Coding region: 1-936 (311 amino acids)
Source: RefSeq, a predicted model, not a curated record
AUGUACCAUCAACCUCUCAACGAAGAAACUUUAGCUAAUUCUGAUCUUGAGAUCCUGGAUAAUCCAUCUGACGUGGUCGAAGAGAAACGUCCCGCCCCAAUCACUAUCAUUCCCACGGACCAACGUGAAAUACUUGCCGGCCUCUGCAACUACAUCAUGUCGAUCAAUGAUGCUGGAUGUUUGGAGAAGGUAUGGGUCCGGAGCUCCACACCCGAUCCAAUGAGCUUAAGUCUUAAGAAACUUCAGUGCAUACUUAACAUGGAGCAGCCCAUGGACAAUGAUUGCUUCAACACCGCCGUGCUUAUGCUGGCAUGUGACGAGGGAGUAUUGUUCACAGACCCUCCUAUACACUACAUGGAUCUACGAUUUUGUUCCAUGCUGCUAGAGUCAACACGAGGUCAGAAAUUUUGUGAGAAGGAAACUAUCCAGACGUUGGCAACAUUAUUUGAUAGCUGGCCUGGGAUGGAGACCGACAUCUCAUCUUGCAAUAAGAUUUAUCUUCCCUAUGCAUCCAUCGGCCGAUACAUCCUGUACAUCAUCGACAAAGAGGCACGUCGUCUAUAUAUUAUGGAUCCUAUUCAAUCAUCACAAUCGUCAGAGGAUAAAAACUUGAGGCAUUCACUGAAAUUAAAAAGUUUUUCAAGGGAUUUCAAAGAAGCACUCGAAAUAAAGCUGCCUGGGUGGAAUUUUGAUAUAUCUAAAUGGCAUCGUUUAUUUCCGGCCGGUGUUCCAACGAGUAUAGACGGGAAUGUGUCUGGCUAUUUUGUUUUUCAUUUUAUGCUCUGGUGGAACGGUAAAGAAUUGGUCAAGCCGGUUUGCGCGGAUGGGUAUGAAUUGAGGAAGCAUUUUUUAUUAUACUUGCUAAAACAUCGCGGGAAUGAAGCUAGAGGAAACUUUCCUGAUAUUGUGAAAGAAUUUCUUAAGCGCAUCAUCUAG